AUGAAGACGACGGGGCGCCUCCCGACACCCACCGCGUCGGAGAGAAGCCGCCCCAGCAGGUCGGCGGCGCAGCUCUCCAGUCGCUGCUGCUCGCCCUCGCCGGACGACGACUGGGGUGGCUGUGCGUGGCGGCGGCGCGUCGUCAGCUGCUGCUGCGGCUGCGGCUGCGGCGGCCUGGGUGCCUUGCAGCGCCUCCGCCACCCAGCGCCGAAUGGAGCUGGCGACCCACUCGCCCUCGCGCUGCACCACUUCCUCCACCUCGCUGGCCUUCGUUUUUUCUGUGGACGACCAGCGCCACAGGGCGUGCGUGUAGCCGGCGGAGAGAAUGCGGCAGCGCGGAAACUCCUGCGGGAGAAACGCCGCUGGCCACAGGAGGCCGUCCUCGUUCGUCCAGCACUUAAACUCGUCACUCCCCAGCCCGUGCAGCAGCACAAUGUCGAACUCGGCGUCCCCGGCGGGGCUGCAGUAGAGGAGAAACACUCUCUCCGCAAGGGCGGGGUAGGCGGCAGCAGGCACCUGCGAUGA
Molecule: messenger RNA, 525 nt
Organism: Trypanosoma conorhini
Lineage: Eukaryota; Euglenozoa; Kinetoplastea; Trypanosomatida; Trypanosomatidae
Exons: 1
Coding region: 1-525 (174 amino acids)
Source: RefSeq, a predicted model, not a curated record